Hibiscus syriacus is the source of this 704-nucleotide messenger RNA. RefSeq names its product probable chalcone--flavonone isomerase 3. NCBI's taxonomy places the organism in Eukaryota, Viridiplantae, Streptophyta, Magnoliopsida, Malvales, Malvaceae. The record is from RefSeq and is a predicted model, not a curated record. Gene Ontology annotation, molecular function: intramolecular lyase activity. The transcript has a single exon. Bases 48 to 704 code for a protein of 218 amino acids.
CCUUGCAUUGCUUCCUUGCUUGCCUUCAACCUUUAGCAGACAUAGCUAUGGCUACUGAAAUGGUGAUGGUUGAUGAGAUACUUUUCCCCUCCCAAAUCACAACCACCAAGCCACUCUCACUUUUUGGUCAUGGGAUUACCGAUAUUGAGAUUCACUUUCUGCAAAUCAAGUGCACAGCGAUCGGAGUUUACCUUGAACCUGAAGUUGUUAAACACUUGCAACAAUGGAAGGGUAAGUCUGGAAACGUGCUAGCAGAAGAUGACUUCUUUGAGGCUCUUAUUAAUGCUCCGGUGGAGAAAUUUCUGAGAGUUGUGAUGAUCAAGGAAAUCAAAGGAUCCCAAUAUGGAGUGCAACUAGAGAGUGCCGUGAGGGACCGAUUGGCGGCUGACGACAAAUAUGAAGAGGACGAAGAAGAUGCCUUAGAGAAAGUUGUCGAAUUCUUCCAGACUAAGUACUUCAAGAAGGAUUCAAUCAUCACAUACCAUUUUCUAGUAAAUUCAGCCACUGCAAAAAUGAAGUGUAACCCACAAGUCUACUCCUCUCGUCGCAAGACCCACAAGGCCCAUUUCAUGGCUCCCUCGUCUGUCCACCGCGUUUUGAUGGGCUCACCACUUUCAUCCGUUCCGAGAUCCGACUCCAAAACAGGGUCGCUGCUACUCUCGUUCCUCACAGGUUUUUCAUUACUAGCUCUGUUUAAAAUCUAA